CUCCGAUAACAGCACGAUAACAGCAUGGUGGCGACUGCACUACCGGUGGUCGUAACCCUGGGCGACUCGAUCACUGAAUAUGGUGCCAAAGCAGACGAGUCUGGGUGGGUGUGGAUGUUGUGCCAGGACUACCGCAACCGUGCCGCCGUGGUGAACUGGGGCAAAUCAGGUUGGACCACUCGACGGUGGCUGCCUGAGAUCGCGGCAUCUCGGGACGAGCUGGCAGCACUCUCGCCGUCUCUGAUCACUGUUUUACUCGGCACGAACGACGCAGCACCUGCAUUCUAUCGGUCGGGGGUCCCUUUGGAGGAGUACACCACAACAAUGCGAGGAAUUCUCGGUGUUGUAGCUCAGGCAUGUCCUUCGGCACAGAUCCUACUCAUUGCUCCUCCCGCCGUAGUCGAUGAGGUCUUUGGUCUUCCACAGAACGAACGCGUUUACGCCUACGCCGAUGUCUGCCGUCAGCUCGGCUCCGAACUGCGGAUCCCCGUUGUGGAUUUGUGGACGGCGACGCAGGACCACCCCGAGUACUUUUGCGACGGUAUUCAUUUGAGUAGUGACGGAAAUCGCGAGUUGUAUCGUUUGGUCUUGGACGCAAUUCGUUGCAACAUGGCCCAUCUGCUUCCCGACCGGAUCGGCGCCGCCUCCAGUUGGUGGAAGCGGUAUUUUCAAGCCUGCUUUUAGCACAAUCAAGUUGCAUGGCCGGGCCACAUGAACUCGCUCGGUCAGUUGAACACCAAGGGUCUCCGUGUGAGUUCACGAUGGACAUUUCGCCAAUGUGAAACACAAUCCAGCUAAUAGUUUUGCAUGGAGAUAUAUUGAAAACGGAAAAUAUUUCCACCUUUGCGAGG
Aphanomyces invadans is the source of this 851-nucleotide messenger RNA. RefSeq lists its product as hypothetical. The record is from RefSeq and is a predicted model, not a curated record. Bases 25 to 684 code for a protein of 219 amino acids. The transcript is spliced from 2 exons. NCBI's taxonomy places the organism in Eukaryota, Oomycota, Saprolegniomycetes, Saprolegniales, Verrucalvaceae.